AUGAUGAAUAGGGCAAAUUAUUAUUUUUAAAACAUAUUUUCAAAUAGCCGCUACGCCACCUAAUGUGAUGUCAUUAUACCCCCCUCCAGUAACUGUUGAGGUCCAGUUUAGCGCAAGGUGGCUCCUCAAUGUUAUUGAAACCCAGAUAAGGCAACACCCGUCUAUUUGAUUGGACUUAAUAUUUUGUUUUUCCCGCGGCCAUCUGCAAAUGUGUGUGCAGGCUGACAACAAACGUCAUCGCUGGCUGACCGGAUAGUCCGACGGGUUUUGAAGCGACUGCUGCCCCGACAAACAUAACGGUUACCGUAGCUGGCGAGCUAACGGUAACGGCUGUGGUCAAAGCUAACUGGCUUAGCUUAGCUUAGCUUAGCUCGGCUAGGCACACCGCACCGGGACCGUCUUCCAACAGCAGGCCUCUGGCUCGGCAAAACAGCGCCGUGAACGUCUCGUCAAAAUGGACAAAGACGAAGCCGACCGAUUAAUAGAGAAGGCAAAGCUGUGCUUGCGGUCAGGACGGAAAGAGAGGGCGUUGCAGCUGUUGUACGAAGCCCAGGACAUUUUUCCCAGCACCCGAGCCAGAGUGCUGAUAGACGCCAUACUGAGGAAUGGAAACAGUGCAUGUCCUGAGGAAAACCACGUCCCCCCACCAAAAGGCUGGCGAGACAGGGAUUUUGGAAAUGCCCAUGAAGACAGCAGUGCAGGUGCUGAUGAGAAGAAGAGCUACACAGAGGAGCAGCGCCUGGGUGUCCUUAGGAUAAAGAAUUGCAAGGACUUCUAUGAGAUCCUUGGCAUUUCCAAAAAUGCCAGUGAUGAAGACUUGAAGAAGGCAUACAGAAAGUUAGCACUGAAGUUCCACCCUGACAAGAAUUUUGCCCCUGGAGCGACUGACGCAUUCAAAGCAAUAGGCAAUGCUUACACAGUGCUGAGCAACCCUGAGAAGAGGCAGCAGUAUGAUCAGUAUGGAGAUCAGUCCUCAGCUGCAAAUGCGAAUGCAGCCCAGCACGCCCAUAGUCACCAUGCACGCUACCGAAGUUUCAACAGGGACUUUGAGGCUGACAUUUCCCCUGAAGAGCUGUUCAACAUUUUCUUUGGAGGAAGGUUUCCCACAGGCAAUAUUCAUGUGUACACCAACCAAGGAGCCUCCUACUCUCAAUACUACCAGCCCCGCCGUCGGCGUGCAUAUGAGAGGCGCGAGGAGGAGGUGGAGGAGAACCGCAGUCAGAACACAUUCACAGCCCUCUUGCAGCUUCUCCCUGUACUGGUGCUAAUCUUUAUAUCAGUGUUUACUCAGAUGAUGGCCACUAACCCACCCUACAGUCUCUUCUACAAACCGGCGAUGGGGCUGGUGGUGUCCCGGGAAACGCAGCACAUGGGUGUGCCGUACUAUGUGGACAAAAGUUUUCAGAAGGAAUAUCGUGGCACUACACUGGAGGAGCUGGAGAAAACCAUUGAAAGUGACUAUAUCGAGCACCUGCAGUGCAGCUGCUGGAAGGAGAAACAGCAAAAGUCCGAUCUGGCAAACCUCGGCCAGCUGUACCGGGACGAGAGGUUAAAGCAGAAGGCCGAGUCGAUGCGGCUGGACAGUUGUGAGAAGCUCCAUCGCUUUGUGGGGCGACAGAGAGGCGAAUGAAGCAUGUUUGAGAGGAGGAGGAACAUUUCUUUCCAGAUUUAUCUUGAACUGUACAACACGGUAGUUUAUAAAACCGUUUUAUCAAUCUGGACACUUUGUAAAGAAAUGUUUCUUUUGGUACAGCACAGUGGCGGAUAAUGUGCCUUCUCUCCUCUUGGAUGGAAGAAAACGGAGCUGCAUGUAAGCUGCCGCCCCCGGCUGUGUUGAUAGCGUCAUGAGGUGCAGACUCACUGUGGCAGUGUUGUAUGAGGUCCUGGAGCCUUUAAACUUUCUUAUAGAAAUGGUAUGACAUGAUAUUGGGGUUUCCCUGAUUGAGGUUAUGAAGGCAGUUGUAUGUUCAAAAUCACAUUUUCAGUUUGUUUUCUAUUUAUAGUAUUUGUAGUUUACCUGUAGUUUUUUUUUUUUCUUUUUUUUUCUUGAUUGCCUUUGUGUCCUCAUUGAAAUGUUAGCGUAUUUAUUUGAUUGGUCUUCGGAGUGAAUGUUACUCAAGCAUUUUUAUCUUUUUCUGUAGAAGUAAUAUAAAUGAGUUUCAGUGAUUUGCAUACUACUGUAGGCUUUGAAGACUGAAAGCGUCUGUACUGUGAAAUGACAGAGGACCUUUUACUCAUGACAAAGCGUACGCAUAUCGGACAUAGAUACAAAAACUAUAAUAGAGUAUAUACUGUGGUUUAAGAGGCAAAUGACCUGCUGCACUAUUGCAGAGUUGGAAAAGUUACCAACACAACCACUUUUUUUUUUCCACUAAUGUAAUUAUUAAAAAAAAAAAAAAAAAGUUUGUGCUUGCCAAAAAAUAAGCAACUGAAUUGUUCAGGUUCAUCUGAUGCACUUUUGAGUUACAUGUUUUAGUCCUGUGUCCCAUCCCCUUACUCACUACUGCAUGCACCCUAGUGAGAGGCUCCAGAGAUUAUUUAUGUAUUUAUUUAUUUAUUUACAUAUUUAUUUUUUGGCAACCACUUCUUAGUAUUACACACUCAAUAUCCAUCAGUUAGAAUAUUUAUGUAUAAUCAAAAUGUGCACAUCUACUGCAUUUAACUGUUACCUUCAAGUUUUCUCAUGAUCAGUUCCAAACAAUCUUACAAACUCCUGCAACCUUUGCUUUCAUGUACACAAAGCCGUGUUUCUGUGUCAGUCAGUGGUACAAUAGUAGUACUCUUUAGCAGAAAAUACCUGAAAAUGAAAGAUGUCACCAGAGUAUGUUUUGGCCUGUCUAUGAUUCGGUUUAAAAAUAAAGACAUUUGUUUACUG
This is a messenger RNA of Myripristis murdjan (pinecone soldierfish), 2875 nucleotides long. It is a transcript of the gene dnajc18, whose product is annotated as DnaJ (Hsp40) homolog, subfamily C, member 18. Gene Ontology annotation, cellular component: endoplasmic reticulum membrane. The record is from RefSeq and is a predicted model, not a curated record. Bases 455 to 1630 code for a protein of 391 amino acids. Gene Ontology annotation, molecular function: Hsp70 protein binding. Gene Ontology annotation, biological process: cellular response to misfolded protein. NCBI's taxonomy places the organism in Eukaryota, Metazoa, Chordata, Actinopteri, Holocentriformes, Holocentridae. The transcript has 8 exons.